ACAGGACCGUGCGAAAUAAAGCCCAAACUCUGUUCAUUUGUACGUAUAGGGAAGAAUCGAUCAACUUAAACAGAGAAGUUUCUAUUAUGGAUCUACAAUUAUCAUUUGCACUUAUAUAACGAGAUUCGGAAAUUCAGAUGUCUUUUUUUAGCGAUGGAUUUAUAAAUGUAUGGACGAAAAAAGGGGAGCUUUAAGUGCACCACGUUAAACGUUAGAAGAAUUACUGUUUUGAUUCUGCUACGUUAACGGGCGCUGUUGAAUCCAAAUCGAGGUUGACUCGCAACGGUGCUUCUUCAGGAAAAAUCUCAUCGGUCCUCCGCAUCCUUGGUAUUGUGUUGGUAAAACUACAGGGGAAAAGGUGCAGCCACGCUGGGGAAAAGCUCCAAGCGACGGCCGCUGCCAUUCUCCGGCUAGCUCGCAAGCAGCUUCUUCUUAUAUCAAGGCCUUGUCGGUGAGGCGACAAUGCUUGACAUAAUGUCUGAGCACCAAGAUUCACUGUUGACGUGCAAAACGGAGCCUCUUCCCCCUGAAAGGAGAAAGAGGACUGUUGAGGACUUCAACAAGUUCUGCAGCUUUGUCCUGGCCUAUGCUGGUUACAUCCCCAGUCCCAAAGAGGAAAGUUCCUGGUCUCCAACUUCAUCCAGCUCUGCACACAGUUCAGGACUGUCAGCAGAUGGAGGUGGUGGGGGCAGCAGCUCCAUGGGUAAUACUUGGGCAGAUGGGAGCUCCGACAUUCACACCAUCCAUACUUUUGUCCGCAAAGCUCGAGCAAAUAAGGGCAAAAAUAUUCGUCGCAUGCACUCUGAUAGCACUCUGCUGGACAAGAUGCGCCUUAAAGACUCGUUGUAUGAAAGCCAUGCCGCCACAAAGGCAGAGCGCAAAAAGGAUAAAAAACUAAAAAAGUUGUCUCUGGGCUCUGCCAUGACGGCAGCGGAUAGCGGCAGCAGCGAAAGCGAGAAAAGAGCCCGCAUCAAACGCAGCAAAAACUCCUCCAAACAGCCAAAAGCUAAGAAGCUCAAGAGUUCAGCUGCCCAAAGCGAGACAGACUCUGAGGCACGGAAUAUACACACAGAGGUGCGUGCUGUCAGAGAGGAGCUGCCGGCGCAUGGGGGCUCCACUUCAAGCAUGAAGACACAGCCAGAUGAAUCCAUCAGAGAAGCAGAUAUGAGUUCCAGUGAGGGUGAAACAUGGAUCGCUGAUGAAGACAUUAUGGUAGAGUCAGGAGAUGAUUCAUGGGACUUGAUCACCUGUUACUGUGGGAAACCAUUCGCGGGGCGGCCGAUGAUUGAGUGCAACCAGUGCAGCAUAUGGGUGCAUUUGUCAUGCGCAAAGAUAAAAAAGUCAAAUGUUCCUGACAUCUUUUACUGCCACAAGUGCAGAGACGUGCGGCGGUCAGGACACAAAAAGGACACCUAGACGUGAAGAGGAUGGAAGGGACAAGGAGCAAGCCCGCCCCCUCCCCCCCUUUUUUUUCUCCCCUUUCUUGCUGUCUUCUGACACGCAACUCACUUAUUCUGAUGCCUACAGCCAAAACAGCCUGAAUUAUCACCUGGAUGGCAACUGUAUCAUUAGUUUGUAGUAGGAUUUUUUUUUUUUUUUUUUUUUUUUUUUUUUGGAGGGUGGGGGGGACAAUCACAACCGUUCUUAUUCUUAUUUAUCCCUCACAUUUUAUUUUUGGUAACUGAAUAACUGGAUGUAAGACAACAGUGAUAGUUGAGAAUCAUUUACUUGCCAUAAAUCCCAACAUUAAUUUUAUGUACAGUGCUAUUUGUGUACACAUAAUUUUUGCAAACUUGUCCUCAUCUUCAUUGUGGAUGUUUUUUUUUUUUGUUGUUGUUUUGUUUUUUUUUUCUCAAGAACUUAAGUAGUUUAAAAGAAUAUGAUUCUCUGUUCAACUUUCUUUUCAGCCUAAAAUUGAUUUAUAAAAUUUAAAAACUGACAAAAGUUAGCUUAUAUUGUAUAUCUGAAGAGAUGAAAGUUGUCAAUCCUUUUAUUUGUUUAUAAUAUGCCAUAAUGAUAGAUGGGGCAGCUCUUUUAAUUUUAUAUAUAUAUAUAAAAUCCCAGGUAAUUUUUAUGUUUUUUCAGUGGCAAUCACUGAAUUUGAAAGUAAAAAGUUCUCACACUGCAAUGAGAGAUAAUCAGAAAUGACCUCCACGUAGUUACAUUUGAAGUUGCAUACAGACAAUUCUUUCAUCGACUCACUUUGAAAAUACAAACCUAAAUUCAGUUUUCUCUACGUGGCUGGAAUUGAAGAAUCUGAGCUGCGGCUGAUGAGCUUGUACCCAGCUGCAUACAUUUAUAACCAAGCAUUUACUGCUUCUGCCUGGCUCCUUAUUCAGUCAUUCAUAGCCAUGUACCAUAAACAUUUCCAUUAAAAGCUAUUUCAUUUUGA
Messenger RNA from Melanotaenia boesemani (Boeseman's rainbowfish), 2392 nucleotides. It is a transcript of the gene phf23b, whose product is annotated as PHD finger protein 23b. Gene Ontology annotation, biological process: positive regulation of protein ubiquitination; negative regulation of autophagosome maturation; negative regulation of autophagosome assembly. The coding region runs from base 463 to 1416 and encodes 317 amino acids. Lineage: Eukaryota; Metazoa; Chordata; Actinopteri; Atheriniformes; Melanotaeniidae. The transcript is spliced from 5 exons. The record is from RefSeq and is a predicted model, not a curated record.